Messenger RNA from Closterium sp. Yama58-4, 642 nucleotides. The record is from the annotation of a GenBank genome assembly. Lineage: Eukaryota; Viridiplantae; Streptophyta; Zygnematophyceae; Desmidiales; Closteriaceae.
AUGCUGGCGAGCAUAGGCUACGUGUACGAGCGCACAGCAGCCAAGGAGCAGGGGAAGAACCCAAUGUACCUGGGGGUGCCGUUUGUGGGCGAGUGGCUCAGGGAGAGGGGGCGAUUGCUGCACACCCACGCCUCCGCUGUCGUUGGUGUGGUGGAGUUGUGUCAAGCGCAGCAGGACAUGCGCAAGGCGGUGCAGGAGCAGGAGCUGGGAGGGGCGGCCCUAGCAGGUUACCUGGAGAGCCGCCAGCAGUCGCUGCUGGGGUCGCUGUGGAAGCUGAACGUGGUGGAUAUAGAGGCCACCCUGGGAAUGGUCUGUCAUAAGGUGCUGACAGAGGAAUGCGAGUCAAAGACUGUGUUGGAAGGGCGGGCCCAUGCUCUCAAGAAGCUUGGCGCUAUAUUCCAGGCCAAGGCGCGGCACUUAAAUCAGCUCAAGGCAGAUGCCGAGUCAGCUUCAAGAGCAGCAGAGGCAGCAGCGGCAGCAGGGAGCCUCUCCCCUCACAUGCGCCCCAAACCCUCCUAUCACCGCCCCUUGAUCUACCCAAUACCAGCCCCCUGGGCGAGAGGCUUUGCCGGCCGGCCGCCGCCUUCGCUGUUCAACCCCUAUGCGCCCUGGCCUCCAGGGGGGGCCAUGCAGGUGAGUUGA